AUGCUCCUGCUGUCCAGCACCGUGGGCCUGGCAGGCCUCCUCCUCUGGGUGAGCCAGACGGCAGAUGCUUUGAUGAUGCCCAAUGCCACUGUGGUCCUGGCCCGGCUGGAGGGCACGGCUGUGAGGCCUCAGAGAGGCCUAGAGAUGUUCUGGUACCCCAGGAAGCACCACAUUUCUGCAUUGGACAUCGUGACCUUAUUGGAUUAUCACAACCACAUUCGGGCCAGCGUGUACCCACCUGCUGCCAACAUGGAGUACAUGGUCUGGGAUGAGACGCUGGCCAGGACCGCUAAGGCCUGGGCCCGCCAAUGCAUCUGGGACCAUGGGCCCUCACAGCUGAUGAGAUUCAUAGGCCAGAACCUCUCCGUCUUUUCUGGCGGGUACACCUCCAUAUUGGAGCUUGUGAAGAUCUGGGCCAAUGAGAAGUGGAAUUAUGGGUUCCCGGUCCCGAGCGAUUGUGCCCCACGCUGUCCCUGGUACUGCACUGGCCCUGUCUGCACCCACUACACCCAGAUGGUGUGGGCUUCCUCCAACCGGCUGGGCUGUGCCAUCCACAACUGUGAGCGCAUCAACGUGUGGGGCAGCAUCUGGUACCAGGCUGUGUACCUGGUGUGCAACUACGCCACCAAGGGCAACUGGAUGGGUGAGGCGCCCUACAAGAUGGGGAUGCCGUGCUCCGCCUGUCCCCCCAGCUAUGGAGGCAACUGCUACAACAACAUGUGCUUCCAGGGGUUCAACUACAAUAAGUUCCUGGGAUCCGAACCCUCCCAGCGCUUUGGGGCACCUGUAGCUGGGUUUGGCCCUCUAAGAAUCCCUCCUGGAAGAUAG
Molecule: messenger RNA, 828 nt
Organism: Cavia porcellus (domestic guinea pig)
Lineage: Eukaryota; Metazoa; Chordata; Mammalia; Rodentia; Caviidae
Gene: R3hdml
Product: R3H domain containing like
Exons: 5
Coding region: 1-828 (275 amino acids)
Source: RefSeq, a predicted model, not a curated record